Molecule: messenger RNA, 2601 nt
Organism: Branchiostoma floridae (Florida lancelet)
Lineage: Eukaryota; Metazoa; Chordata; Leptocardii; Amphioxiformes; Branchiostomatidae
Product: cytochrome P450 2U1-like
Exons: 7
Coding region: 96-1496 (466 amino acids)
Biological process (GO): xenobiotic metabolic process
Cellular component (GO): intracellular membrane-bounded organelle; cytoplasm
Molecular function (GO): oxidoreductase activity, acting on paired donors, with incorporation or reduction of molecular oxygen, reduced flavin or flavoprotein as one donor, and incorporation of one atom of oxygen; iron ion binding; heme binding
Source: RefSeq, a predicted model, not a curated record
CCGCACAGUUGGUAACGUCUUUAGUUGGCGAGAACGUGAUAUUACAGACGGCUCUUGUCCUCUUACUGGUGUUCUUGGUGACUUCAUGGUUCUUCAUGACACCUAAGUACCUUCCACCCGGCCCUAGAGGAUGGCCUGUCGUUGGUAAUAUCUUCUCUCUAGUGGCGGGCCACCGCUUUCUGACAAUGACCGAAUGGGCGAAGACGUACGGACCUGUGUACCGGAUACAGCUGGGGAAGGAAACGAUGAUUGUGCUUUCCGGAUAUGACGUCAUAUACGAGGCUCUGGUGAAGCGAGGAGAAGACUUUUCCAGCAGACCAGCUAGCCCCAUAGUCAAACUUACCAACCCCAAGAGGAUAGGUAUCAUCACUGCUCCGUUCGGUUCUCCAUGGAAGGAGCAUCGGAAAUUUACCCUUAUGUCUCUGAGAGAGUUCGGCUUCGGGAAGAGAAGUUUGGAGGGGAAGAUUUUGGAGGAGUCGGUCGCUCUACAAGCAGAAAUCCUGAAAAUGGGAAACAAACCGUUCGACAUCAGCCGCAUGGUCCAGAAUGCCGUCACCAACGUUAUCUGUUCCAUUGUGUUCGGAUCCAGGUUCGAAUACAACGAUGGCAAGUUCACACGCUUGAUGGACGCCCUUGACCAAGCAUUUUCAACCAACAUUUUUGGCCAACUUGCCAUCUUUUUCCCCAUUUUGCAACGUGUUCCAGGAAUGAGACGAGGACCACAAAUCAUAGUAGACGCAGUGGGUACCAUUAAAACCUAUAUAAGAGAAGAAAUGGACUCCCACAAGGAGACAUUCGAUUCCAAUGACAUCCGGGACCUUAUCGACUCGUACGUCAGGGAAACAAAAUCUCGCGAGAACGACGACGAGACCACGUUCACUGACGAGUACACAGAAAUGGUGCUGUUUGAUUUAUUCAUCGCCGGGUCAGAAACAACCUCCACUACGCUGUACUGGGCAUUUAUGUAUAUGAUUCUCAACCCGGACAUCCAAAGAAAGGUUCAAGAGGAGAUCUACUCCGUGCUCGGACACGACAAGCCGCCGUCCACCGCCCACCGUGCCCAGAUGCCGUACACUGAGGCCGUCCUGACCGAGGUGGCUCGCAUCGGCACCAUCGCACCAACCAGUGUCUUUCACGCCACGUCACGUGACACCAGUUUCCAUGGAUACCACAUUCCAGAAGGAAUGACGGUGGUGACCAACUUGUGGUCUGUCCACCACGACCCAGAACAUUUCCCAAACCCCGAAAAGUUCGCCCCCUGCCUGUCGCUUCUUGGACGCUCAGGGACAGUACCAGAGGGACGAUCACGUCAUGCCGUUUGGUAUCGGUCCACGCAUGUGCCUGGGGAAGCAGCUGGCAGAGAUGGAGCUCUUCGUGCUCUUCACUUCUCUGCUGCAGCACUUCACCUUCAAACUGCUAGAGGGCGCUACCAAGCCUUCCACAACCGGAAUCAACGGCAUCACUCAUUCGCCCAAGAACUUCGAACUCAUCGCUGAGCCACUGACUUAGGGUCGCUGUCGAAUACAAGCUGGUAGAAUUUUGUCACAUUCGUUUAGAAGGUUAAUAUAUUUUUGGUAGAACAUCCUCUGCUGCCAGCAUCCUUUUACAGAACGUCCGCUUUUAAUAUCUCAAGUUCUGGACAUGGCAUGGUCCUGAUCUUCUGUGUUGUAGAUAGCUCUUUGGGUUACAGAGUAAGUGGUUUGGCUUUAGACCUUCUAGCGGCUUCUUCGCAACUGCAGGAGUUAGGUUUGUUUCAAACUUUGUAAAAGAAUAACUCGAAGUUUGGCUGGAGGAUCUUCAUUAAUUCAGGAAUGUAGAUAGCUAGUUUGACGCUUGACAUAAAUAGAUAACGAUUAUGCAAUACAGAAUCCAAUUUACAUGACUAAUCAUGAUGAAGUCUCAUAAACCUGUCCUGUUUCAUUUAGGGGCUAUUCAAAACAUGUGGCAUAUGUAACUGAGAAAGAGAAAAAGUUGACAGGUGGAAAUUAUGCCAUUUGGUUGCUAAUUUUCAAAAUUAAUGACAAAAAUCUAUAAUUCCAUAGUGAUCAAUGAUUGGGAUGUCAUACUUGUGGUUUUUGGAAGCUAUGUAAAGGUGAACAUUUAUGAAUGUGUAUUAUUUUAAUGAGGACCUAAUUUCCAUAAUCAAUAACAGAAUGCACGUAUAGUGUUUUCUUUCUAUCAAAUAAUCAUCCUCUGUUAUUUUGGUUGAGGAUAUAAUCAACAAUAUAUUAUAUAAAUUAAAUAACUUACCUGCAUAUUUAAUAAGAAACACAUGAUACACCAGUUGUGAAGAGUGAAAUCCUUAUGCGAAGGUAUGAGGUCAUGGAGCUCUUGUUAUGUCUAUUACAUAUAUAAUACGCAUAUGAUACGCAUUUAAUACAUAUAUAAUACGCAUAUGAUUCUUAUGAUUCCAUGUAACAGAAAGUUUGUUACUAUUAGUUUAACAUAUAUUCUGUCUUCAACCGCUGAAAAAUAUUGUUUUGAAUUAGACAUGACUAAGGAUCAUAUCUAAGCCACAAACCUAAAGUAUUUACAUAUAUACAGUGGUAGUUUUUCACAAUUAAAAUACGAUUCCAAAUGUAAAGAAAGAAUCUCUAUAUA